This is a messenger RNA of Pseudomyrmex gracilis, 1697 nucleotides long. Its product is annotated as traB domain-containing protein. The transcript has 8 exons. NCBI's taxonomy places the organism in Eukaryota, Metazoa, Arthropoda, Insecta, Hymenoptera, Formicidae. Bases 388 to 1653 code for a protein of 421 amino acids. The record is from RefSeq and is a predicted model, not a curated record.
UUUUUCAUGAUUUUACGUUUUAGAAAAACAACUUCUGAUUGAUUUUCUGACCGUACAAAAAACCUGGGAUGUUUAUUAAUAGAGUGAUAAAUUGGCACAUAUCAGUGACCGCGUUCAGUAGAAUUCAACGCUUUGUGCUUAUUGUCUUUGAUUGGUUUCUUCCUCUAGAUCUGUUUUGCAAAUAUGAAUAAAUGCCAAUGAUAAACAAUAAUUGCAAAGUGCUUACCAUAUGCUCGGUUCUACCGAACACACGGCCAUUGAGCGCAUCUGAUGUAUCUAUAUAACUAUACACGUUUCAGUUUGUUUCAAUUGGUUGAAUUGAUUUCAAUGUAUUCAUUUUACCAUACGUUAGAUUUUCCUUCGAAUUUUUGUUCCCCGUGAGAAGAAAUGGCAUCCGAUCCUGAAACAAGUCAAUAUGUCGGUGAUCAUAAUCUCAAUGAGAGAGGUGACUACAACAACAUAUCAACAAAACAAAAAAUAAUUAUCAAGGAAUUUAAAGAUAAUAUAGCAUUAGAUGUUCAAUCUGCAACUCAAUAUGUAUCAUUGGGUGUACAUUCACCAUUUGCUUACAAUGCAGAAAAUACUGGAUGUAAUGUGGACUCCAAUAGUCAAAAUAAGGAGAGCAACGCAGUGACUAGUCAGCCAGAUAAAGAGAAAAGAGAAUAUGAUCCUACUAUUGAUGAAAGAUUGCCAGAAACUGUGACAUUAUUGACAACUCCAGAUGGAGGAAAAUUAUACUUAGUAGGAACAGCGCAUUUUAGUGUUGAGAGUCAAAAUGAUGUGUCUAUGAUUAUACAAGCUGUGCAGCCUCACAUAGUUGUGGUUGAACUAUGCAGGGCCAGACUCGGCAUAUUGCAACUUGAUGAGAAGGUUAUGUUUCGUUAUGCUCAAGACAUCGAUUAUAAAACUAUUAUGGAUAUUAUUAAGAAGGAAGGAGCCUACAAUGGUUUGUUGCACAUCUUGUUGCUGAGAAUGGCAUCUCAUGUUGCCAAACAGCUUGGGAUGCCACCAGGUGGUGAAUUUCGAAGAGCAUUUGAGGAGGCGAAAUGUGUACCAAAUUGUAUUGUUCAUCUGGCUGACAGACCGUUCAACAUAACAAUGAAACGCGCGAUACGAUUGUUGUCUUGGUGGCAAACUAUAAAGUUAGGGUGGCAUCUGAUCACAAUGAAUGUCCCUAUUACUCAAAAAGACGUUGAACUUUGUAAGCAACGAUCAACGCUGCAAACAAUGAUUACUAGCUUACAACAGGAAUUUCCGGUGUUAGGGGAAGUAUUCAUUAAAGAGAGAGAUAUAUAUUUGACGAAUUCCUUGCAGUUAGCCUGUUUACCUCAUCGCACUUCUAAUCAUACCGUUGAACCUACUCGAGUUGUGGGAAUAGUAGGUUUAGGACAUACGCCCGGUAUUAUUAAACAUUGGGGCAAAGUCAAGCCUACUGAUAUAGCACCUAUUAUGAGUAUACCAUCGCCGUCAUUAUCGGGCAGAAUAUUGAAGCUGACUGUUAAGGCAUCUGUGCUCGGUGCUAUAAUUUAUAUAAGCUAUAAGGUUGCAGCUGUACCUGUUACUUUCACGUUCCAAUCUAUCAAGUCAUCGGUCGAGGGACUUCUAAAGAGUCUCACAGAUCUCCUUGGGUUGUUUUGUUGGAAAUAUGACUGAGGUAAGCGCGGAAGCAACUGCUUCUGCUGACGAGUACGAACAUA